Molecule: messenger RNA, 2784 nt
Organism: Dendronephthya gigantea
Lineage: Eukaryota; Metazoa; Cnidaria; Anthozoa; Malacalcyonacea; Nephtheidae
Exons: 7
Coding region: 70-2691 (873 amino acids)
Molecular function (GO): protein binding
Source: RefSeq, a predicted model, not a curated record
UAAUAUGGCGGACUAAAACUACACUUUUUACCAGAUUUUGAACGCUUUGAAAUUGCCUUCUUCUAAAAAAUGAGCUUUGAUAUUGCGAGUGGACUUUACGAGAAUAAACCUAGAAAGAAGAAGGCUCAACGCCUUUCUAUUUACGACAGACAGCGCGAAGAGGAGACGAUAAGAAAUGCGGCAAAUCGUGGUUACUUACGGCGAAUGACAGUUGAAUUUUUGAACGACACUGCAGGCUUAGAUGACCGCGACUUGCCAACUUUAGGCUAUUUAAAUGUGUCCUCGCAACAGCUCAGUUCCCUGGGGGCCCUAGAGAUGUGUAUCAGUUUAAGAAUAUGUAUAUUACCUGGCAACUAUAUAACAGAGUUUGAUGCAUUGGCGGGGUGUUCAAACUUAUGGGCCUUGGAUCUGCACGGAAAUCAGAUAAAAAGAGUCCCUGGAUGUGAUUUCUGGAGUGCUUUGAGCCAACUUCAGAUUGUUUUUCUUCAUGAUAAUGGGAUUGCUAAACUUGAGACCAUUCGUAUUCUGAGUUCCUCUUCCUCUUUGCUGAUUCUCACAUUAUAUGACACUCCACUGAGUUUAAAGAAAAACUAUCGUCAUCAUGUGGUCAAUGGUAUAUGGUCCUUGAAAGCACUGGAUUCUCAUGUUAUAUCAGAUGAAGAGAUCAUCGAGGACUCAACAAUGCCUGAUAAAUUUUCUGCAUUACAUAAAAAUUUUAAAGUAGACCUCACACACACUUUAAAAAAGGAGUCUUCAUUGCAAACAGCUGUCAGACAAAUGGAAGAGCUUAGAGCUAAAGUAAACAAAAUUCAAAGUAAACAUUCUCCAGUUUUGUUAAUCCAAAAAACUUUUAGAAUGUUUGCCAUUCGAAAAAGAUAUAAAUAUCUUAUGGCCACAAGAGUUUGGGCUGCAACAUCAAUCCAGAGAUUCUAUCGCUUUCAUAAAGGUAUUCAAAGAACUGGGGAAGACGUCUUUCCACCUCCAACUUCGCCGUUCAUUCCCCCCGUUUCCGACAUAUAUGCAGACUACACUAACAGACAAUCUGAAGACGGUUCCUGGGGGUUAAGUCAACACGAUAGUAGUGGUUCAUCUAAGAAGACCCAACGCAGUCGAAUGAAAGUGGAGAAUCUCAGUGUACAAGAAGGAGAAUCUUCAAGCACUCUCAGAAAUAGCAAAAUAUCCACAGAAAGUGCUGAGCGGAGUAAAGUCUCUAUAACUUCGUACGAUCUUAGUACUGUGAACCUUUUGGAGGGUGUUAAUUCUACCCCAAGAUCUUCAUUCACUCGUGAGCAAAGCUAUCAUGGUUCAAUUGGGCAAAGAAGCUCUUUAGAAGCUCCCCAGAAGAAGGUCACAAGACGUAUGACGAUUGAUUUGCACAAACUUGAAUCAUCAGCGAUCGGAACAAUUGAGAGCGCAACAUGUGAGCUCACAGUUGAUAGUUCUCUCGGCCUUGGACUAGACAAAAAGUCGAAGUCGGCCAAAGAAACGAAAAGCAAAACGACUGUAAAUGUUUCCAACGACGGAGAAAUCAUUUUGAUCGAGCAGCGACAAAGAGGUGAGAAGGAAGAAUCUGAUGCACUUCAUAAGCGUCGUUUGAAGCCGGAAAUGGUCGGAAAAUAUCGCACUGUCCGUGUAUUCCUUGGAGACAUGGUGGAGUCAAAAGGGAAGAACGAAGUUGUUACAGAAUUCCACGAAGAUGGAACGUCAGGUUUCCGUCUACAAGGUGAAGUGCCACCAAAACAGAGAAACGAACCUGUUGCUGAAAUGUUAUUGUCGAAAAGGGAGAUGGGCGAAGACGUACGAAGGUCGCUUCGGCAAUUCCGUCGGAAACCGACGGAAAAACGGAAGAAGCCUGACGAGAGUAUAAAACUGAAUAAUGAUCAGAAAUUGUUCUUACGUACACACGGUACUAUGGGACUGGCGUGUCUUCGAGCCGUCCAUCAGGCGUACAUGGACCGAGCUCGAGCACAGAAACUAGCUAAGUUGAACUCGCGUGUUAAUGAAAUGAAAGAAAGGCGUGAAUUGGGAGUUGAGAGACUUCAGACUUUGAAACAAGAAUACCAGGAGACCGUUAUGAGAGAGCGCAUACGCGAUGGGGUGAAAGUUGCCGAUACCUUGCGUGAGAACGAAGCAAGACAAAACGAAGAGCGUCGGAAAGUUUCGGAACAACGACAAGUGGCGAUGGUUGAAGAUCGCAUACGGCAAUCUCAUUUAGCUUUUGCGCGCGAAUUUGCCUGCCAGCAGAACUCAGUUUCCCAGGCUUUGCGAAAUCAUGAUCACGCUGAGGCGAAAAAAGAACAGGCGAAAAAAAAGACGGACAUCGUGCGAUCUGAACGGCAGAAUAAUUCAGAGAAACGGGCGUUAGUUAAAAGAUAUAUGGAACAUCGCAGGUUAAUGAAUCAAGUUGAGAUGGAGAAGACCAAGGAAGACAUCAACAUUAGAUUACUGGAGAAUGCAGAGAAACAUUUCAUGGAGGUUACAGCAAACAUGCAGCAAUACAAAGCAAAACAGUCUAAAGGGAAUGAAUUUUACCCUUUACCACCUUUAAAUGCACCUAAUCGUGACACUCCCUUGGCGGUUCUGACUCCUGCCAUGGUUAGCCAAUGGGAGGAAUGUUUACAGCGAGAUAGCAAUCAAUUAGACGAUGAAUUUUCUAUCAGUAAUUCUGUUAACAUUUUGAAAUGUGAUUAAAACAGGAAUGCAGAAAUGGUAAAUUGGUAAUGAUAAUAAAAUAAAAUAAUUUUUGCAUACCCAAUGAGUUGAGUUUUACUAAUGAAAACAAUG